Oncorhynchus tshawytscha (Chinook salmon) is the source of this 4474-nucleotide messenger RNA. RefSeq names its product nucleolar protein 8 (gene nol8). Gene Ontology annotation, molecular function: RNA binding. The record is from RefSeq and is a predicted model, not a curated record. Bases 86 to 3883 code for a protein of 1265 amino acids. The transcript is spliced from 18 exons. NCBI's taxonomy places the organism in Eukaryota, Metazoa, Chordata, Actinopteri, Salmoniformes, Salmonidae.
CCAACGUCCCCGAAAUACAACCCCAGAGUCCCGACGACACAACGCGGAACCACGAAACUCCGGAACUAAACACACGUGUUCACAAAUGUGUCCGGAAUCUUUUUCGUGUAACACCGAUCUGGAUGCGUGUGAAUUUCCAGCGCCGAGAUCUGUCAAGCUGAGGAGUUUAGUCAUCAUGAAACGUCUAUAUAUCGGUGGCCUGAGCCACACCAUCACUCAAAAGGAUCUGAAAGACAGAUUUGGUAAAUUUGGUGAUGUUCAGGAUGUGGAACUCCGGACCCGGAGAGAUGAUGAAGGAGUUCCUUAUAAAACCUUUGGAUAUAUCAAUUUAGAAAUUACUGAUGCUGGUUUUAAGAAAUGUAUGACUGUGUUGAACAAGUCCAAAUGGAAAGGUGGAACAAUACAAAUUGAGCAGGCCAGAGAAACCUUCUUACAGAAAUUAGCUCAGGAGCGUCAUGAAGCUGCAGAGAAGAUCCAAUCACCAAGCGUCAACCACAAAGACAAACUCGUGGAGUCUAUGAAGGAGGCAGGAGUGGAGAACUUCCACAUGAAGGCAGCUGUUCCUGGGACAGAGAUACCUGGGCACAAGGAUUGGGUUGUGAGUAAAUUUGGACGAGUCCUCCCGGUUCUUAAUCUCAAGUGCCAAGGAAGGAACAAGUUCAUCAAAUAUGAUCCAUCGAAACACAGCCACAACAUCAAGAAACUAGAGAGUUCAGCUGAGGUUCCAGACCCAACGCCCGUGUCCCAACUAACGUGGGAAAUAUCAGGCGGCGACGACGACAUCAGUAAGAAGAGAAGAGGAGAGUUCCCACCGCAGAAAACACCACUUGCUAAAAAGAAGAAAGACCGUCCAAACCAAGUCGUUGCAAACGGACAGUCCGACCGUGUGAAGUCCUGUGGGACCUCGGAGAAAGGUCCAACGGUUCUGAAGUCUAACGGCGAAACCAGACCUCCAACUAAACCUAAACAGACACCGGCCUCUAAGAAACUCCAGACGCAGACCUCUGUGUGUGUUUUUGACAGUGGCGAUGACUCAGAUGGGGACAUUAGGAUGUUGGCACAGCGAAGUACCCCGGUGGACGGCCCGGUAGUAGAUGAGGAUGAAGACAACCUGGAGGUGGUAGGCGAUAACUACAUACCCAGAACAUUCCUUACCCAGCAGAAGAUUAAAGAUGUCUGCCAGCUUCCAGGGGGGUCUUCUGGGAAGAACGAGGAGGAUUAUGACUCAGCUGAUACUGAUGAGAUCCUCAACUCCAGAAAAACACCCAGCGGUACCAAGCAGGACCAACUGCCCGAGGUCAGUAAAACACAAGAGAAAGCUGAGGUGAAUAAGCAAACCAACAACCUGGAAACAGACAGAACGAAAGAAAAAAAGGCUAACAAAGUCCUCCCUAAAAAGGCUGUAAAGAAAGUCUUCCCUACAAAGAAGACCCCUUCGCCAGAGAGUGAUAGUGGUGAUGGUGAGGAUGAUGACUCGAAAGAAGAGCGUGAAGAUUCCUACUCUUCAAAAGCCAAAAGGACUUAUAACGUCCUCCCUAAGAAAAAGGCUAUUGAGAAAUCCACUACUCCUUCAGAAUCUGAUGAUGAUGAUGAUGAUUCGGAAGAAGAGAGUGAUUCUGACUCUUCAAAAACCCAAAAGACCGGCAAGAAGGUUGUCUCUAAAAAGAAGACCCCUACUUCAGAAUUAUCUUCUGACGAUAGUGAAUCAUAUGAAGAUACAUCUGAGGCGAGCGCCGAUUCCGAAUACGAAGCCAUGUUUACUAACUGUCAGAGGUUAGCGUUUUCACUGGACGAUCUGCAGCAGCUGGUUAAAGAAUCGUUUUUAAAAGGUUUAGACCGGGACAGUGACGAUGACGAUCCGGGAUCUGAUUCACAACAACCUGGACCAAACCGAGUGUCUGAGGUGCUAGGGAUGGAACCCCGGGUUACUGCCCCUGAGGCUCCUGUACCGCUGGCUAAGACGGGAAAUGGCAACACACCGGAGGAGAUUCUGGCGGCCAUCUUUGAAGAGGACAACAGCGACGAGGUGAGAGAGAAGAAGAAGAAGGGGAAGAAGAAAACAAAUCCGUCAACAUCUCUUCCUGCUUUCCAGGGGACCAAGGCUCUCUUAGCCACAUCGCCACAAAGUCUAAAAAGACAAGUUGAGGAGGACGGAAAAAUUAAGACGUCCACUAAGAAACAGAAACGUGACAGAUUAGUACCGUCUAAACCCAGUGCCUCAGAGGACGACGCCAAGACUGUGUCAAAACCCUCAGACACUAAAGGCACUAAAACUCGUCCUCCUAGCAGCUCGGACAGUGAAGAUACAACCAAGUCACCAGCCCUCAGACGGAAAACGACUUUGAAAGCCGAGCCAGGGAAGAAGUCCGUCCCAGCGGCCAGCUCUACAUCCAGCAGCAGUGGGUGCUCCAGUGUGGAGUCAGAGAUGGAGGAAGAUGUACCUGCUAAAAAGACUCAGAAGGCUGAGGUGUCUAAGAAGCCCCAGACUGCUGGUGAAGUUAUAGAUGCUAAGCAACAGGACAACCAGAAACGCCUAGCUGCUCAGGAACAGAGGCAGAAGGAGGCUGAACUACAGAAGAAGCUCAUCCAGGAGGCUCUGGCUAAACUGGAUUCAGCUGCUGAUGGGAAACAUCACAUCAAGUUCAGCUCUGAUGAGGAAGAGGAUGGCGACGAGGAAGAACAUACUUCCCCUGUACCUCCCAACCCCAAGAAGACACUGUUCCAGAACAGCCAGUCUGAUGAGGAAGACUCUAGUGAUGAAGAAUCACCAGCUCGAGGAAAGCCAGGCCUUAAAGACAAGGAAUAUAAGAAGCUGGCGGGCAGCAACCUGUUUGACGACGAUGAUGAUGAUGAUGAUGAGGAGGAGAAGGAUGGGGACAGGUUCCAGAUUAAACCUCAGUUUGAAGGAAAAGCUGGAGCGAAGCUCAUGCAACUGCAGUCGAGGUUUGGAACAGAUGAGCGUUUCCAGAUGGAUCGCAGGUUUAUUGACAGUGACGACGACGACGAACCAGAGAUGGAGUUGUCUCAGCCGGAGAGAGAGUGUGAGCUGGUAGAGGAGAAGAAGAAAAGUCUAGACAUCUUAAAUCAUCUCCUCAACAUCAACGUACAACCCUCUGACCCUAAUAAACCGACAGCUAAGGGCAAGGCGUUCAGAGAUAUCUCAGCGUUGCAGUAUGACCCAACCAAAGAGGAGCACGCUGCUUUUGAAACUAAGAACGACAAGCCCAAGAAAGACAGUAAACUGGCAAGGAAGAAGAAGCGGGAGGAGGCGGAGAAGCUGCCAGAGGUCUCCAGGGAGAUGUAUUACGAUGUGUCCAUGGAUCUGAAGGAGGUGUUUGGAACCUCCAAGGAGGAGAAAACAGAGGAGGAGGAGGAGGAGAAUGUGGCCUGGGAUAAAGAAGAGGAAGAGACCAGUCAGCCUAUGGCAGUCGAUCCAGUGACGGUGUCAUCUCACCUGUCAACAAAUGAGGGAGAGGCAUCGUCAGGCUUCAAGUUCUCGUUCUUUGGGGGUGACACGGCAGCCGACACCACCACUGAAAGGGAGGAGUACCGUUUCGAGACGCUCAAGGGGGCCAAGGUGUCAUGGCAGGUGGACCCUCGUUUCCAGGACAGCAGUGAUGAGGAGGAGGAGGAGGAAGAGGAGGCCAAGGAACAGACUGACACCACUACACCCACAGCAGAGCCGCUGGCGUCGAAGAAAGCUUUCUUCUUUUUCCGGCUCGACGAUGAACGGUUAAAAGAGGGGCCUAAAGCGUUCUGCAGGUCAUCCAAGCUGGAGGACCAAAGAGAGAUGUGGGAGGAGAAGAGGACGGGACUCAUAGAGGAGUACCGUAAAAAACACAAGGAUGCAAGAAGGAAGCUGAAAACCUCCCAAAGAAACUGAUACACGAGAUCCACAAGACAUUGAGAGAGAGAGAGAGAGAGAGAGGACCUCUCGUUUGACACCGUCUUACCUGACUCGAGUUGGGACGAACAACCAUGCUAGUCCCAAGACUUCUCCUCAGACCAUUUCAAAUCAUAUAGGGAUAUUACUUUUUUUUUUAUUAUGUGAAGUUCUUACCCUCCAACUGCAGUCGUGUUACCGGCAUAGUUUAGUUUGUAUUUAUAAAGAAACAUGGCCGUUUACCAAUAAAAACCAGCUCCAUUUUCCACCACCAGGGGACAGGGCCGUGUUGUUUUACCUCAGAUGGUGGUAUUGACUUCCUUGAGGUGGUGUGGGGAGACUGAAGGUGCCCCUAGAUGCUGGUCUCGGGUCAGUUUUUGAAUUUUCCCCCACUAAUUGUUAACAUUAGGAUUGGGGGAAGGGGAAGCUGAUCCUAGAUCUGUACCUGAGGGGAAACUUCACCCGGGAGUGAUCCAACUCCAUUUACAUUACAUAAUGAUGUGAAUCUGAUCUGUACUACAGAAUUGCAUGGUUGUAAUUGAUUUAUGUCUCUUUUUUCUAUGGAGAAUUAAAACUCAGAAUAUCUUUCGA